This is a messenger RNA of Symbiodinium sp. CCMP2456, 1998 nucleotides long. Lineage: Eukaryota; Dinophyceae; Suessiales; Symbiodiniaceae. The record is from the annotation of a GenBank genome assembly.
AUGAUUGCAGGGUUCAUGGGAGAUCAGUACUUGCAAGAGGUCGCUCAGUUGAUUGUACACAUUUCGCAGCCUCUGGAGGACGCCUACUACAAAGCUCUCAAAGCGGCCUCGUCUGGAUGGCAUGCUCAAGCCACCUUCGCCGCAGAUCGGUCCCUGGGACAGUACGUCAGAACUGUGCACGCUGUGCUGGCGACAGUGCAGACAGAGUUGUCGGGUCUGCACAAUGCCUUGCGCAUGACACGCGCUGCUCGUCGAGCACCCCCUGAGGAGCUGCCGGCGUGGGCAAAGAAGGAGUUGGAGUUGUUGCGCACAUGCCGCAAAUUCGCGACUUGCCUAGCAUCCAAUAUCUGGUGGAGCAACGCUCAUUACAGUAUGGCAAUGCCUGAUUUGGUGGCAACAGUGAACUGCCAUGACCCCACGGAAAUGAAUUCUGCAAUGGCCCAUGCCAGAUCCCUCAUCUCCACAAUUGUGGACGCUGAGGGGCGCAGCUGCGCCGACGCAGCCUGGCCGUCGCUGAUGGCUGACCUCGGGUGGAACAAGCAGCAACUGGCGCGGGAAAGCAUGGCGCUUCUUAUCCAGUCAGACUAUGACCGCUCGAAUUCCGAGCUGAAGAAGCUUGCCAAGCGCUUGUUUAUGGGGUCUGCCAGCACAAAGGAUACUCUGGAGUCAACAUUUGCCUUUUUGCAUCGCAAGGCAGCGACACACUCAACAAACUUCAAGAUGUCGGACCCCUGCAAAUGGCUCUAUUCCAUCGUGUCUCCCUAUGCUGAAACGGGCGGCUGCCCUCAACUUUACCCUGACAAAGCAGACUUCGACACGGUGCUUGGGCCGAACGGCAUCCCUGACCGAACGUAUGCCAGUGAUCAUUUGUUCUCGAUCAAGAAGACAAUUCUUCCCAAGCCAGCUGUGUUACAUCGGCCGAAAAACAUCAAGGAGUCCAAGUGGCGGAACUCUGGGCCACUGGCGCAGCAGAGAGCAGCGGCAGCCGCAGCGUACUUGAUCCGUGACAAGGACACCCGCUGGUCCAACGUGGACCUCUGCUGGAUUGGAUCCUUGUUCAAGCUGGGCGCUGUCUUCAAGAACACAAAUGACGAGCAGUACAUCCUCAGCAUGGGGUUCAGAAAAUGGGCUGCAGUCGGGUAUCCCUUGGAAAAAAUCACUCACCAUGACCAGGACUACCUCGUGCUGCAGCCGGUGCCGGCGCAGCGAGCUUGGCAACACAUGGUCUGGCUGACUUGCUUUGAGCUGAGGGGCCCGUGGAAACUCAUCCCCUGUGAGCCAGCGUUGCGUGCUUUCCUGCCAACAGAGUUACUGAACAGACAGUUGACAUCACCUCUACGCAUCGUGAAUGCGGAGGGGCUGCCACUCUUGGAGGGUGCACUUCGGGAGGGCGUGUUUCUCACACUUGCAGAUCUGAAGCAAUUGUGCGCGAUGUUAGAGAUUGAUCUCCCGACGAAGGGAUCUGGGAAGAAGGGCCGUGUCCUGAAAGUGGACAUCUGCCACAAGCUCAUCUGCACGCUGUUUCCGCAAGAGGGGCCUGCAGAAUCGAGGCGCAUGGUGGCUGCCAUGUGCUUCAAUCACACUCGGGCUUUGUCUGAAAACGAGGAAGAAAUUCUCAAGUGCGUGUCACAGCUAGCAGAGGAGGACAGAGAGUGCCAUGAAUUCAAGAAGGUUGCGCAGUUGGCAAGAACCAAGCUACAGGAGCAAGAUCGAAAGCGCGCCGUCAAGCAGUCACGCGAUCAAGAUGCACAGCCUGCACAGCCUUCGAACCCCGAGGCGCAAGCGGCCUCUGCGGUUCGUGCGGUACCAAAGCCGGAGUCGGAGGCAGCGCCGGCAGAGCGCAGAGCCCGCGAAUCAGCUCCACGGCAGCCCGGGCAAACCCCGAAUAUCUUGAGGGACAUGCUGCGCAGCUCCAAGAUGCAGGAGGAAGCCACGCUGCUCUACAACCCGAAGUAUGGCUACAAAGCAAGCUACCCUAGCAGCUUGGCGCUUAAUUGA